This is a messenger RNA of Colletotrichum destructivum, 465 nucleotides long. RefSeq lists its product as uncharacterized. The coding region runs from base 172 to 465 and encodes 97 amino acids. The record is from RefSeq and is a predicted model, not a curated record. The transcript is spliced from 2 exons. Lineage: Eukaryota; Fungi; Ascomycota; Sordariomycetes; Glomerellales; Glomerellaceae.
CCUCUUCUGGUCACACCACGAAGUACCUGGGCAGCAAACAUCGGCCAUCAGUGGCUUGAAUUUUAUCCUGUCCCAUAUGACCUCGGCCAAUGUCUGACACAGAGGAUAAAUGCCCGAGCAGGCCUGACUUGUUCAAGACCAAUAGUUCUGGCACGACGCGACUCAAUCACCAUGAAUACAAAUCACCACCGGCAGCCUCUUAGAAAACGAGGACCACAAUUCUUAACACAUUGCUUCCUAGCCCUGGUGGCCAUGAUUGAUUUCGGCCACGGCUGCGAGCACAAUUACAAGGAGCUUUUCAGCAAAUCAAGUAACCUGGUCCGCACAGCAGGGUUCAUUGAUACACAGAAAAGGGAACGAUUCAGCCUCGAUGUUUGGGAGGCUUCUUCAAUGACACGAACCGCACGGAGAUUAGAUUUCAUCCAACGUGUUGCCGCAGACGUUCAUGGCCAGCGGGCACUCUAA